AUGGCCACGUCCAUUAUCGACACCACCAAGGACCUGGCAGCGCUCUUUGAGCAGCAAGCCCAGGCCACGCCGCAGGCCGUCGCGCUCCAGGACGAAAAGCGAGCUCUCACAUACGCGGAACUCGAUAGCGAAACAUGGGCGCUGGCCGACCGCCUGCGUCAGUAUGGCGUCGGCCGAGAUUGUCUGGUUGGCGUGCUCAUGAAUCGCAGCGCUGACUAUGUCGUUGCCUCUCUGGCGGCUCUUCGUGCCGGUGGUGCAUAUCUAGUUCUGGAGCUGGCGUAUCCUGCUGCCUUGUUGCGCGAUGUCAUUGAAGAUGCCAUGCCGACCGUCAUCGUGACGCAAAGGGCUCAUGCCAGCAACCUGAAUGUCGAUAUCCCAGUGAUUGUCGUCGACCAGCCAGACAUGACAGUGGGCGCAAACGAGCCCGUUCUCGUGGGGCCCAAGCCCCCGUUGCCGGCAGAAGAUGAUCUUGACCGACUCGCCUUUGUGUCCUAUUCGUCAGGUACGACAGGCAAGCCCAAGGGCAUCGCGAACCCGCACAGGGCUUCAGUCUGCUCAUAUAACCUGAGAUUCGACCUCAGCGACUUGAAGCCCGGUGACCGGGUGGCUUGCAAUGUCUUCUUCCCUUGGGAAAUGCUUCGGCCGCUCCUCCGCGGAGCGACCACGGUGGCUGUCCCAGACAGCGUGAGCUACGACCCCGAUGGUCUCGUGGAAUUCCUCGCGGCUCGAAAUAUCACCGACACAUUGAUGACGCCGACUCUUCUGGCCACAGUUCUCGCACGCCAUCCGUCCCUCGCCGACACCCUCCCCGAUCUGAAAUCUCUGUGGCUCAAUGGUGAGGUUGUGACAACGGACCUCUGUCGCCGCGCUUUUGCUGCUCUGCCCGCCGUUCGGCUUCUCAAUGUGUACAGCGCCAGCGAGACACAUGAGGUCGCGGCGGGUGACAUCAAGACCUUUAUCGACUACGAGGCAAGGGUGUGCCCUGUAGGCCCGCCAAUGGAUCCCUCAACUAUUUACAUCCUCGACGAGGCCGGUAACAGGGUCGACGCGGGCACCAGUGGUGAAUUAUAUAUUGGCGGUGACAUGCUAGCCAGAGGGUACCUGAACCUUCCAGAAACCACAGCCAAAGCCUUCCAAAUUGACCCAUUCUCGACCUCUCUGGACGCCAGAAUGUAUCGGACUGGAGACCUGGCCAGAAUUCUCCCCUCUGGCCUCCUCGAAAUCACCGGUAGGGUAGGCGGGAUGAUCAAGACCCGUGGAUACACCGUCCAGCCCGGGGCUGUGGAAACAGCAAUUGUAAACCACCUCGCGGCUCGGGCUUGCGCUGUCGUUGCUCGUGGCGAUGGCCUGGGCAAGCAGUUGGUGGCUUAUGUCGUCCCGGACAAAGGCGAGAUUCGCAAUCGAACCGUCUUGGUGGUGGAUGAGUCUGGGUAUAGUCCUGUGGCUCGGAGAGCGCUCUCCGACCAUCUUGCGCAUUACAUGAUUCCCACCCUCUGGGUUGAACUGGAGUCGCUGCCCACGAAUGGCGUCUCGGGAAAGAUUGAUCUGAAAUCCCUGCCUCCUCCGCCCUCACCGAAAACACCAACUGUAAACGCAAAAAAGGACCACGAUACCAGAAUCAAGAUGGACACCAUCAUCAAAAUGUGGGCUUUGUCUCUCAACAUCCCCGCGACUGCCAUCUCUCAGAGCCAUAGCUUUUUCGACUUGGGCGGCCACUCCUUGACCUUGGCCGACUUGGCCGGCCGCUUGACAAGAACAUUUGGCUUCCCGAUACCCCUUGCGCCACUCGCCGGGACGCCAACCCUGGAGGGCCAUAUGGAUGCGAUACGAGCCGCGCGAGAUGGCCAUACGGCUGCCGUGCAAGCCGAUCUCCCUGCCGUCCUGCUCGCUGACUCGGUUCUGCCCGAUGACAUCAAAUCCAAUGGCAAGCCCAUGUGCCGGCUCGGCGAUGCGGCGACUAUCCUUCUCACUGGUGCAACGGGCUAUCUGGGCGCUUUCCUCCUCAAGUCUCUCCUGGAAAGCACUUCAGCCCAAAUUCUCUGUCUCAUUCGCUUCACAGACCCAAAUAUCGACUGUCGCCCAGCUGGCAUUGCACGCAUCAGAAAGAAUUUGAUCGAUCAGGGAAUCUGGAAUGACGCCAUGCUUGAGAGAAUGGAGGUUGUACCCGGUAAUUUGGCGCGCAACCGCCUUGGUCUCGCCCCCGAAGCCUUCGAGGCGCUUGCUUCACGUGUCGAUGUUAUUGUCCACGCCGCCGCCACUGUCAACCUGGUCUACCCUUACGCUGCACUGCGAAAUGCCAAUGUUGGCGGCACCCGCGAGAUAUUGAGGCUCGCCUCUCGAGGUGGCGCCACCGUCCAUCACGUGUCGACCAACGGUGUCUUGCCGCCUUCAAAGACCGCCUGGGCAGAGGAAGCCAUGCUGGACAUAGCUGACGUACCGACGAGGCUGCCUGACGGGUACGGUCAGACCAAAUGGGUUGCCGAGAAGCUGGUCUAUGAGGCCGGCCGGCGAGGCAUGCACGUCAAGGUGUAUCGGCCCGGUACCAUCAGUGGUCACAGCACCACAGGUGCUACCAACACGUACGAUCUUUUGAACGCGUUGAUCGUCGAGUCUCUGCACCUUGGAUAUGCUCCCCGGGUCGAUGGCUGGCUGGCAGAAAUGACACCCGUGGACUUUGUCAGCCAGGCAAUCGUCACCUUGGCCAAUCACCCUUGUACAAAACAGAAGCUGUAUCAUUUGGGCGACCCGGAUCCUGUGACGGCCGAAAACGUGUUCCGGGAUCUCGAAGCCCUCGGGUACCCUACUAAACGACUUCCUUGGGACGACUGGGUAGCCCUGUGGAAGGAGAAGCGCGGGUCGGGACGAGGCGGCGACGACCCAUUCACCGUCGACAUCCUUCGCGGUGGCAUGCCCACAGUCGACACGCUGGAGCUGGUGACUAUUCUCAAGGACGGAGCCACUCAACCAGUCCUGGAUCUCUACGGCGUCUCACGACCGAAAAUCGACAGGCAUUUGUGGGAGACUUAUGCACGGCACUUCUUCGCCCGUGGCUGGCUCCCGCAGCCACCGCUGCGUCAAAGGGCAGCCGGUACACACUGUCAUGCCGACAAGGGUCGCCUCGCCGGCCGGGUCGUCGUCAUCACGGGAGCGUCUUCGGGUAUCGGAGCCGCCGUUGCGGCCAAGCUAGCCCGCGAGGGCGCCCACAUUGCUCUCGCAGCUCGUCGGAUCGACGAGCUCGACAAGCUGAGGGCCAACUUGUGCCGUUGCGGCGGCAAGAUCCUGGCCCACAAGACGGACGUCACCAGCAAGGCGCAAGUAGAAUCUCUGAUGAAGACCGCGACGGAGAAGCUCGGACCCAUCGACAUUCUCGUCAGCUGCGCCGGCGUCAUGUACUUCACCAUGAUGGCCAACUGCCAGGCGGAGGAGUGGGAGCGCACCGUCGACAUCAACUGCAAGGGGCUGCUGCACUGCCUUUCGUCCACAGUCCCCGGCUUCCUGGAGCGGAAGCGCGGCCACAUUGUUGCCAUUUCGUCCGACGCCGGCCGCAAGGUCUUCCCCGGCCUCGGCGUCUACUCGGCCAGCAAGUUCUUCGUCGAAGCCACCCUCCAGAGCCUGCGGCUGGAGACUGCCGGCUCGGGUCUCCGCGUCACCGCCAUUCAGCCGGGCAACGUUGACACUGGCUUGCUGGACAUCUCCACGGACGCCGAGGCGCUGAAGAAGUAUGGCGAGCCCUCGGGUGCCAAGGUGCUGGAUGCUGAAGACGUCGCGGGUGCCAUUCUGUACGCCGUGACUCAGCCCGAACAUGUCGCUGUCAACGAAGUGCUGAUCGAGCCGAGGGACGAGCCAAUCUGA
Molecule: messenger RNA, 3852 nt
Organism: Metarhizium album ARSEF 1941
Lineage: Eukaryota; Fungi; Ascomycota; Sordariomycetes; Hypocreales; Clavicipitaceae
Product: nonribosomal peptide synthetase 10
Exons: 1
Coding region: 1-3852 (1283 amino acids)
Source: RefSeq, a predicted model, not a curated record